AUGCCGACACUUCAGCACACAGAUGGUCUACAAACCAUCCGGCACUCAUACAGAGCACGUCAAAAACUUGUGCUCCCUACAAUUAAAGCUCAUCUUGUUCAAAUAUGGCCCGCCGUAGCGCGGGACGCGGAAGACGAUCCACCACCACCGCCCGCCAUCGCCACCGCCACCACUUCUGUUCCACCACCACCACCAUCUGGACAUUUCCAUGAUUAA
Necator americanus (New World hookworm) is the source of this 216-nucleotide messenger RNA. RefSeq lists its product as uncharacterized. Lineage: Eukaryota; Metazoa; Nematoda; Chromadorea; Rhabditida; Ancylostomatidae. The record is from RefSeq and is a predicted model, not a curated record. The transcript has a single exon. Bases 1 to 216 code for a protein of 71 amino acids.